This is a messenger RNA of Gymnodraco acuticeps, 2015 nucleotides long. RefSeq lists its product as uncharacterized. Bases 1 to 1515 code for a protein of 504 amino acids. The record is from RefSeq and is a predicted model, not a curated record. The transcript is spliced from 2 exons. NCBI's taxonomy places the organism in Eukaryota, Metazoa, Chordata, Actinopteri, Perciformes, Bathydraconidae.
AUGGUUCACACAUGUGUGGUGGCUGGUUGUAGGAACAGAAGGACACCGGGCACCGCGUUAUCUUUCUACCGUUUCCCCCGGGACCCCGAGAGGAAGCAGCGGUGGAUAGCUGCUGUUAACCGGGAGGGCUGGGUGCCUAACGACGGCAGCAGGCUGUGUAGUACUCACUUCAUCUCAGGUAAACAGGUGAAGAACCCACGUUCUCCAGAUUAUGUUCCUUCUGUGUUCACGCCCGCUCCCUUAUCCCCAGAGAUGAAGGAGCCCGGUUCCCUGGAGAUCCUGGACAAGCAGGAGGCCCGCGUGGAGGCAGCUAACGCCUUGCUGUUCCUGCAGGGCCAGGGCAGCUCAGUGAGGGGGGAGCGGGGUCAGGAGGAGCAUCCUGAGGAGAGGGAACAGGAGACGGCUGUGGAGGAAAGUGCGCCGUCUUCCCUCAGCAGCGAUGAAGACGAUGACGAGGAUGAUGAAUCUAUUGACUGCAAGAAAGGAAAGUUUGCUCCUAACACGUCGGACGCAGCGGUUAACUUUGACAAUGUCCUGAAAGCCCUGAAGAAGGAGAACCAGACCCUCAGGGACUCUUUGGACAAAAUGGCCCUCUCUGAGAACUCGUUGAGGAACGAUGCAGAGAAGGUCAAGUUCUACACUGGUUUACCAAACUACUUUGUCCUGGAGACGGUCAUGUGGCUGCUGGCACCUCACAUGGACGGCAUGAAAACCGUGAAGCUCUCCAAGUUCCAGCAGCUGCUUCUGACGCUGAUGCGACUCCGCCUGGACCUCCGCAACCAGGACCUAGCCUACCGCUUCGGAGUUAAAGUCGGCACGGUGACCAGGACGGUGCACCAGAUGGUCAACAUCAUGUCCUCCACUCUGGUGCCGACCGCCGUCUUCUGGCCCUCCAGAGCCGAACUUCGUAAGAACCUGCCUGUCGCUCUGCGCUCGUCCCACCCCGACUGCGCUGUCAUCAUCGACUGCUUCAUGGUGCCUUUUGAGGAGCCGGUUUCCCGUGGCAACCACCAGCAGCAGCAGAGGGUGGUGGCGAGCUCUCAGGGGGCCGGGACAAGUUAUAAUGUGUUGAAGUAUCUGAUUGGUGUUGCUCCACAAGGCGUUGUAACGUUUGUGUCUCGGGGCGUUCUGGGCAACGUUGGGGACAAAAGCCUGGCUGAGGGCUGUGGGUUUCUCUGCAAGCUCCUCCCGGGAGACGUGGUGUUGGCGAGUCGAGAUCUGGACAUUGCAGAUUCUGUGGCUGCGAGAGGAGCUUUGUUUAAAAUAGCCGGCAGCUACCAAGGUGAAGCGAGCUCACCUCUGCCUGACACUUCCUCUGAGACAGUGAGUGUGCAGAGGCAUGUGCAGAGGGUGCUCUCCGUGGUGAAGCAGAGGUACGCCAUGCUUACCGGCCCCGUGGAGAGCCCCUUCACCACGGUCUCCGAGCGCACCUCCAACCUCUCAACAUUUGAUAAGAUUGUGCAAGUUGCUUGUGCCUUAAACAACCUGUGCAUCUCUGCUGCUCCACUAGAGUGAUUCGUACAGAAAUGCCUAGUGCUCCUUAAUGCUGGCCACUUAAGUUCCCUUUACUGCUUUGGACCUUAUUCCACAUUCUCCCUCACUACAUCCCAGUGUCAACACUACAUGAUUCCUGAGUUAAACUGAGUUAUAUAUAUUUACUUUACACUACACUUGGACUGGAUGUGACACCCUGUUGUCUAGGUCAGUUUGUAAUUGCUAUAAGGAGCAAACCCAGAAACCACAUUGCUAAGAUGUUAUGUCUUUACAGUUUGAUGUUUUGGAGUGGGGUUGGUUGAGGUACGUGACAUAUUCAGUUUCAGUAAAUGACGGAUUGCAACGCUUCUAGUUCUGAGAAGCAGACAAGAGUACCGGCAUGGAAGUAAAGCAAUAUACUAUGGACGGUGGCCACCUAACAAAAUAAUUAUCAGUUUAAGCAUAUGACAUAUUUUUGCUUCUUUAACUUGCCGCGAGACAGCUAUAACAUUAUGAAAUAAAGCCAUUAUUUGUGCUCUCUC